This is a messenger RNA of Megalops cyprinoides (Indo-Pacific tarpon), 1932 nucleotides long. RefSeq names its product vesicle transport protein USE1-like. The record is from RefSeq and is a predicted model, not a curated record. NCBI's taxonomy places the organism in Eukaryota, Metazoa, Chordata, Actinopteri, Elopiformes, Megalopidae. Gene Ontology annotation, cellular component: endoplasmic reticulum; SNARE complex. The coding region runs from base 1 to 888 and encodes 295 amino acids. Gene Ontology annotation, biological process: retrograde vesicle-mediated transport, Golgi to endoplasmic reticulum. The transcript has 9 exons. Gene Ontology annotation, molecular function: SNAP receptor activity.
AUGGGCUACAUUACAACUGAAUCACCAUUGAGUAAGACGAAAACAGCUUUCAAACCAUUUCCUUUUUUCUACCCGUUUUCUCAAUCGACAUCCGGUGAUCUGUCAAACAUGGCAACCUCUCGGUUGGAAAUAAAUUUCAUUAGGCUGUUGUCCCGCUGUGAAUCCAUCGCCUUGGAGAAACGUGGAGAAACCGAGUGGAGGCUUGAAAAGUAUGUGGGUGCACUGGAAGAUAUGUUGGUUGGGUUGAAGAGGAGUUCAAGUAAACCUGCACCAGAGGUGUUGACAGACUACAGUCGGAAAGUGGAUUUUCUGAAGGGGUUGUUAGAGGCAGAGAAACUGUCAUCCCCAACAGAGAAGGCUGUAGCCAAUGAGCUCCUGGCUCCUGGCCGGACACCCACCAUAGCCAAUGAGAAGACACCAGUCAGCAAGACGGUCCAUGUGCAGAGAAAGGCGCGGUUCACUGGGGAAAUGAAGAAUGAGCUGAUGGGAGCUGGGUCAUCAAAAGCAGGAUCUGCAGAAAGGCUUGACUUGAGGAAGAGAAAGGGCCUGCUGCUGGACGAGAGGCAGUCGGUGGCAGAGCUGGACGCUGUGCUCCAGCAGCACCACCUCCUCCAGGAGAAGCUGGCCGAGGACAUGCUGAACCUCGCCCGCAACCUCAAGAACAACUCGCUGGCCACACAGGGAAUCAUCAGGCAGGACAACCAGACCCUCAACCACUCCAUGAGGCAGGCGGACACCAAUUUCGAGAAGCUGAAGACGGAGGCCGACCGCCUGGAGCAGCACGCCAAGAAGUCGGUCAACUGGUUCCUCUGGCUGAUGCUGAUCUUGGUCUGCUUCAUCUUCAUCAGCACCAUCCUCUUCAUCAGGCUGUUCCCCAGACUCAGAUGAUAAAGCGGACCCCCCUGCCAGGCCCCUGCGUUGCGGGUCGCUCCUGCCCCGGGAAUGGAGCGAAGGAGGCCGUGGGCGGGACCAGAAAUGAGUAAUGACCUCAAUCUUGAUCCGUGCGCUGCCUGGGAGCAGAGACGGCGCAGCGGCUUGACUCUGUGAUUAGGAUUUAGGUCUGAUUGAUUGACUCAUAGCAUCAGUAAUCGCAUUUCCCCGUCUGCGCGUUUGACGAGCAGGAACCUGACAGGUCAGCUGCACAGCUGGACCUCGACUCUCGAAGACAUCUGGACGUCUGAUUGGAUCGUUUGCGUUUGGCCAACAUUCCUUAGAUAAUUCUCCAUAGAUAACUCUUAACUCCACGUUUCCAUUCUUGUGUGUAAGGUCACCAGUGUAUGUGGAUUUGUCAUGUGAAUUGCUGCUCUUGCUGAGCAUACAUUAUUGGUUUGUUUGAGCUUGGUUAAGCCCUAGUGGCCUCUCUUGAAGGUUGGCAUUGAUGGCAAGUCGGUGAAUGACCCAGGGUCUCAACAUUGCAGGCUAUUUAUAGACCCCUGACUUGUUCUUUUAGCUUGUGUUGCGAUAGACUUCUACAAUGACUUGUUUUUUGUGCAGUUGUCUGGUCCUUUGAUGGUCACUGGUGGAGCCGAGUUGUUGAAGAAGGCAGUGGUUUUUGCAUGAGCUUAUCAACACAUUCAUAGCACCUCGCAGUCUUCCAGCAAAUGCAAGCCUGCAGCGCCCCCUGGUGGUCAGGAAGAUACAGGCGUUCUGUGGGCCGUUCAGCACCAAAGUGGCAAGCAGGUGUUCCAAUGCAUCUCUAAAUAGUAAAACUGUUUGACCUGUCAGGCGGGAGUCACACCCCUGACUGUCAUAGAUGCAUAGUACAUAGAGCCAGGGUAGCUCUUAGAAAUUUUAGUAAAUUUUUCUUUAAGCACAUGUUUCCCUUAGCAUGGUGCCUGUGAUCCCUCUCCACACACACCGCCCUGCUUAUAAUCUCACCACUGGGCAGCUGCCAUGUGUGUAGAUGGAAUCACUUGUACCUUCAAUGUUGUG